AUGCUGGCAGGGGAGCUGCGAGUGCGCGGCGUGGAGGGUGGCCAGCUCUUCGAAUGCGUGGAAAACAUCCGGUGUGAGAUGGACAUUCUGGGCUUCGACCUUACGACCUUCCAUGCCAUCCAGGCUGUGCCACUGAAUGGUACUUGCGGGGAGACGGACGCGGUGUCCGAGAUCAACGUCUUCAACCCAAACGUCAUGGUCACUGGCGAGGUCGGCGCUGGCAAUCUUUCCACCCGCCGCUUUGUGUACGACCAGGUGACGGUGCCGCAACGGUACAAGAUCUGCUACUGCAUGUUGGCUUCCUGUGACAACGCGACCCACUUCACAGAGGAGGUGGGCAUCCUGGUCGUUAAGGGCGUCGAGAAGCUUCGCUAUGCGAGGACAUGCUCUUUGGGUGCCUUGGCUUUGUGCGGAUCAUUGUACUUCAGGGGUAGGGGUGUUGAAUGA
Molecule: messenger RNA, 447 nt
Organism: Symbiodinium sp. CCMP2592
Lineage: Eukaryota; Dinophyceae; Suessiales; Symbiodiniaceae
Source: the annotation of a GenBank genome assembly